This is a messenger RNA of Coregonus sp. 'balchen', 19019 nucleotides long. The record is from the annotation of a GenBank genome assembly. NCBI's taxonomy places the organism in Eukaryota, Metazoa, Chordata, Actinopteri, Salmoniformes, Salmonidae.
CUGCACGUGGACCUAUCACUUUGCAGUACUUGGAACGUGAAGGCAGGCUCUAUGGGUCAGCGCUUUCCUAGCGGAACAACGACUCGAGUGGAUCCAAUGAGAUCACGCCGCGUUCUGGGCCCUAUGGUGAGAACAAGCCGGUGAUCGCAAGGGAAAAAUCAAGAAACAGUUAAUAGUGUGGCUACGAAGAGGUUCACUCAAUACAUCAAGAAGCGUACAACGCAAAUAAUACGACAUUGAAAGUUUUAGCUUGUUGCAAGUUAAGUCGUGCUCUUUCAAUUUGUGUAUAUAUUUUUGGGUAAACCAGCCUGCUUCAAAAAACGGAACUGCUGCCGGCUCGAGAAGGUAGGGGUCUGUUCUGUCACCUCUCAUCAAUGUGCCUAGCUAGCUUACUUAAGUCAAUGUUUUUCCAUUAUAUUAUUUUUCUACCUGCAAAUACUGUUGUUCGCAGGUUAAUUUACGCAGUAGUAGCUAGCGGUUGUUUAUUUCCUAACAGCCUAAUUUCAAAUCAACUAACUAGGCUGGUUGAGAGAUUUUAAUUAAAGGUGUAUUCUAAGUUAGCUGUGUAUCUAUAUGGCAUUAUUUUUACCUAACUAGCGCUCUGAACCCGUUUCCAGAAUCCAGACUGCUCUUUGUUUUUGAACGCUCAAGGCAUCACCUGUUCUGGGCGUCCAUAGCAGCACGUCAGUGUUCUGAUGGGGCUAGAAGUUUCUACACUCAUGUAUUUGAAUAACUGCAUGCUAAAUAGCCAUUAGCUUGCUGAUUGCCUAUUGUUUGCAACUUGAGACAUUUGCUAGCCUAUAUCCUUCAUUCCGUGAUAAGUGCCCUAGUCCGCAACUAGAAAAAGCAUUACUUCAAUGUCACCAUGCUUCCUGACUCUCAUUACAUUUUACAUUUUUUUUUUACAUUUUAGUCAUUUAGCAGACGCUCUUAACCAGAGCGACUUACAGGAGCAAUUAGGGUUAAGUGCCUUGCUCAAGGGCACAUUAACGUCAUUUAGCAGACGCUCUUAGCCAGAGCGACUCACAAAUAGGUGCGUUCACCCUAUAGCCAGUGGGAUAACCACUUUACAAUUUGGGGGGGGUUAGAAGGAAUACUCUCCAUCAGCACUUCAAUUGACACAGUCACAUAACUAAUCUACUCUGUGAUUUGCUAAGUAGAAUACUUUAAAAGGUACUGUACAAUUCAUGCCACGUGUCAAAGAAGCUAGUCGGUGGGAUCAGGCCAAUUAGAUGAUUGCACGUUCAAGAUCAAAGGGCAUGAGUCAUGAUGCAUCCAGCUACCUUGCAUGCACCUGGGCAAGCUGGCAUCUAGAGUUUGGAAGUGUGAUGUCUAAAGAACCUGUAUGAGGUGCUGAAGAGUAAAAGCAGAUAAUAAUUUCAAUAUUCUAAAUUGUUCUUCCUACAUCUGCACUGGUGUGGAAAGAUAUAAUAAUAAUAAUAAUAAUAUAAUAUGCCAUUUAGCAGACGCUUUUAUCCAAAGCGACUUACAGUCAUGCGUGCAUACAUUUUUUUUUUGUGUAUGGGUGGUCCCGGGGAUCGAACCCACUACCUUGGCGUUACAAGCGCCGUGCUCUACCAGCUGAGCUACAGAGGACCAGUAUAGGUGAAAGCAAUAUGGUGUAUGCCCACAAGGCAUUUGCUUUUACCUCCUGUUCAACAGUGCAGGUGAAGGAAUGGGCACACAAGGACUGGAGCGAACUUGAGAUGCCACGUAUAGAUAUGGUGCAUUCGUAAAGUAUUCAGACCCCUUGACUUUUUCCACGUUUGUUACAUUAGCCUUAUUCUAAAAUGGAUAAAAUUGUUAUUUUCCCCUCAAUCUACACACAAUACCCCAUAAUGACAAAGCAAAAAGAGGUUUAGAAAUUUUCAUCCAAGGAUCUCUCUGUACUUUGCUUUGUUAAUUUUUUCCUCGAACCUGACUAGUCUCCCAGUCCCUGCCGCUGAAAAACAUCGCCACAGCAUGAUGCUGCCACCACCAUGCUUCACCAUAGGGAUGGUGCCAGGUUUCCUCCAGACGUGAUGCUUGACAUUCAGGCCAAAGAGUUCAAUCUUGGUUUCAUCAGACCAGAGAAUCUUGUUUCUCAUGGUCUGAGAGUCCUUUAGUUGCCUUUUGGUAAACUCCAAGCGGGCUGUCAUGUGUCUUUACUGAGGAGUGGCUUCCAUCUGGCCACUCUACCAUAAAGGCCUGAUUAGUGGAGUGCUGCAGAGAUGGUUGUCCUUCUGGAAGGUUCUUCCAUCUCCACAGAGGAACUCUGGAGUUCUGUCAGAGUGAACAUCGGUUUCUUGGUCACCUCCCUGACCAAGGCCCUUCUCCCCCGAUUGCUCAGUUUGGCCAGGCGGCCAGCUCUAGGAAGUGUCUUGGUGUUUCCAAACUCCACAAGGGUGCGUGCUCAGCCCCCUCCUGUACUCCCUGUUCACCCAUGACUGCGUGGCCAAGCACGCCUCCAACUCAAUCAUCAAGUUUGCAGACGACACAACAGUAGUAGGCUUGAUUACCAACAAUGACGAGACCGCCUACAGGGAGGAGGUGAGGGCUCUGGGAGUGUGGUGCCAGGAAAAUAACCUCUCACUCAACAUCAACAAAACAAAGGAGAUGAUCGUGGACUUCAGGAAACAGCAGAGGGUGCACCCCCCUAUCCACAUCGACGGGACCGCAGUGGAGAAGGUGGAAAGCUUCAAGUUACUUGAAGUACACAUCACUGACAAACUGAAAUGGUCCACCCACGCAGACAGUGUGGUGAAGAAGGCGCAACAGAGCCUCUUCAACCUCAGGAGGCUGAAGAAAUUCGGCUUCGCACCUAAAACCCUCACAAAUUUUUACAGAUGCACAAUUGAGAGUAUCCUGUGGGGCUGUAUCACCGCCUGGUACAGCAACUGCACCGCCCACAACCGCAGGGCUCUCCAGAGGGUGGUGCGGUCUGCCGAAUGCAUUACCGGGGGCAAACUACCCGCCCUCCAAGACUCAUACAACACCCGAUGUCACAGGAAGGCCAAAAAGAUCAUCAAGGACUCCAACCACCCGAGCCACUGCCUGUUCACCUCGCUAUCAUCCAGAAGGCGAGGUCAGUACAGGUGCAUCAAAGCUGGGACCGAGAGAAUGUAAAACAGCUUCUAUCUCAAGGCCAUCAGACUGUUAAAUAGCCAUCACUAGCACAUUAGAGGCUGCUGCUGCUGCCUAUUGAAAUCACUGGCCACUUUUAAGAAAUGGAACACUAGUCACUUUAAUAAUGUUUACAUAUCUUGCACUACUCAUCUCAUAUGUAUAUAUUGCAUUCUAUUCUAUAAUAUUCUACUGUAUCUUAGUCCAUGCCGCUCUGUCAUUGCUUGUCCAUAUAUGUAUAUAUUAGUAAAUCCCUGUAUUGGGUAUAUGUUGUGAAAUUGUUAGAUAUUACUGCACUGUCGGAGCUAGAAGCCAUAAUCCAUUUUAGAAUAAGGCUGUAACGUAACAAAAUGUCUGAAUACUUUCCGAAUGCACUGUAUGUGCCUUGCUGCUUCUAGAGCCUGAGGAUGCGCUCACUCUAUUUCCUUCCUGAAAGGUUUCAUAUUUGCUUAUAUGCAUUCAAUCAAGAAAUCAAAGUUAUUUGAGCAUGUGUGACUGUGCACAGACUGGAAGGUUGUAGUACAAAAAACAACAACAACAGUUAAGAUAUUUGAUCCCAAAAGAUGACUUUUAAAACCAAGGACAACAUUUGUGGCAACGGGCUUUGUACAUGAUGCAAAAACAGAGUACAAGAGAAUGUAUCUUUGAUAGAUUCCUGAGUUGCCAAGAAUUUUUGAAUUUUUGGUCUUGCAAUAAUGAACCAAUUAUUUAUUCAGCACAGUUACCAUGUCACCAGGGAGGCUGCUGUUAGCAUUUGAAAAUCAAUGUCUUUGUUCUGCUUUGUGUGUACAGGUCACCAUGAGGAGGAAGAUGUUGUUAUGGGCUCUCUUCUGCCUUGUCCUGGCACUGCUGCCUUCACAAACAGGUACUAACGCUACACAUGGUUAUUCCAUCCAAGACACCUGCCUGCAUCAAGCACUGGCAGAUUUGCCUAACACCAAAUGCUAAGUUCAACGCAAAUCUGAAUGCCUCCAUUUUUGAGUGCGAGAAGAAAAAUGGACACAUGCAGAGAUUGUAGUUCAUCUACUGUACUGUCACUUCACAAUAUGAUGCGCAGUCCAUAUUUGUACCUAUUUAAACAAGUUAAUUUACUGACGUACGGGUGAACAUCGAUUUAAGUUCAACUGAUGCAAAGGACUUGUCAAAUGUUUUGAUAUUAUUUGCUCACAUUGCCACCAUACCACUGUAGCCAGUGAGAAACUAUUGAAGCUAAUCCCCUUUAGUAUUGUCUCACCUAAAAUGUGUAGUCAUCACUUUAUUACAAAAGUACAGGUAAUGCAAUAAUCAUACCCAUUAUUUUGUCCAUACAGCCUCUGUAGCAGUCAUGUCAGUUGACCUAGGCAGUGAGUGGAUGAAAGUAGCGAUAGUAAAACCUGGCGUGCCAAUGGAGAUUGCUUUAAACAAGUGAGUAUUGCCAUUAUCUCGAACCAUAUCACCAUGAGUUAUUGACUUUGUGCUUUUAGAUGAAAAUCCCUACUCCAUUUCAAGUUUAAAAAAAAAAAUGUAUUCACAACUAUUAACAUCCAUUGUCGCUGAUGUUUGAAUAAGCUAGCUAUUGUUCCUUACAAUGUACACUACCGGUCAAAAGUUUUAGAACACCUACUCAUUCUAGGGUUUUUCUUUAUUUUUACUAUUUUCUACAUUGUAGAAUAAUAGUGAAGACAUCAAAGCUAUGAAAUAACACAUAUGGAAUCAUGUAGUAACCAAAGAAGUGUUAAACAAAUCAAAUAUGUUAUAUUUGAGAUUCUUCAAAGUAGCCACCCUUUGCCUUGAUAACAGCUUUGCACACUCUUGGCAUUCUCUCAACCAGCUUCACUUGGAAUGCUUUUCCAACAGUCUUGAAGGAGUUCCCACAUAUGCUGAGCACUUGUUGGAUGCUUUUCCUUCACUCUGCGGUCCAACUCAUUCCAAACCAUUUCAAUUUGGUUGAGGUCGGGGGAUUGUGGAGGCCGGGUCAUCUGAUUCAGCACUCCAUCACGUUCCUUCUUGGUAAAAUAGCCCUUACACAGCCUGGAGGUGUGUUGGGUCAUUGUCCUGUUGAAAAACAAAUGAUAGUCCCGCUAAACCCAAACCAGAGGGGAUGGCGUAUCGCUGCAGAAUGCUGUGGUAGCCAUGCUGGUUAAGUGUGCCUUGAAUUCUAAAUAAAUCACAGACAAUGUCACCAGCAAUGCACCCCCACACCAUAACACCACCUCCUCCAUGCUUUACGGUGGGAAAUACACAUGCGGAGAUCAUCCGUUCACCCACACCGCAUCUCACAAAGACACGGCGGUUGGAACCAAAAAUCUCCAAUUUGGAUUCCAGACCAAAGGACACAUUUCCACCGGUCUAAUGUCCGUUGCUCGUGUUUCUUGGGCCAAGCAAGACUCUUCUUAUUGGUGUCCUUUUAGUAGUGGUUUAUUUGCAGCAAUUUGACCAUGAAGGCCUGAUUCACAGUCUCCUCUGAACAGUUGAUGUUGAGAUGUGUCUGUUACUUGAACUCUGUGAAGCAUUUAUUUGGGCUGCAAUUUCUGAGGCUGGUAACUCGAAUGAACUUAUCCUGUGCAGCAGAGGUAACUCUGGGUCUUCCAUUCCUGUGGCGGUCCUCAUGAGAGCCAGUUUCAUCAUAGCGCUUGAUGAUUUUUGCGACUGCACUUGAAUAAACAUUCAAAGUUCUUGACAUUUUCCGUAUUGAAUGACUUUCAUGUCUUAAUGUAAUGAUGGACUGUUGUUUCUCUUUUCUUAUUUGAGCUGUUCUUGCCAUAAUAUGGACUUGGUCUUUUACCAAAUAGGGCUAUCUUCUGGAUACCCCCCUUACCUUGUCACAACACAACUGAUUGGCUCAAAAGCAUUAAGAAGGAAAUAAAUUCCACAAAAUAACUUUUAAGAAGGCACACCUGUUAAUUGAAAUGCAUUGCAGGUGACUACCUCAUGAACCUGGUUGAGAGAAUGCCAAGAGUGUGCAAAGCUGUCAUCAAGGCAAAGGGUGAAUAUUUGAAUAAUCUCAAAUAUAAAAUAUAUUUUGAUUUGUUUAACACUUUUUUUGGUUACUACAUGAUUCCAUAUGUGUUAUUUCAUAGUUUUGAUGUCUUCAUUAUUAUUCUACAAUGUAGAAAAUAGUAAAAAUAAAGAAAAACCCUUGAAUGAGUAGGUGUUCUAAAAAACUUUUCACCAGUAGUGUAUGUUAACAUGGAAAUACCUAAAUGGGCUGUGCCAUCUUAACACAUGCGUGCCUCUGAAAAGUGAGGUGAAUGGUGAAUGAAGUUGGGUGACUGAAGAGUUGGGAGAGGGAACUAAGGGUCAGUUCAUGAUAAAAAUGCAUUAUCAAAGCUUCAUCAUGUUUCAAUGGUCUCUUUACCUUCUUUGUGUGGCUCAGGGAGUCCAGGAGGAAAACGCCAAUAGCCGUGUGUUUGAAAGAAAACGAGCGACUUUUUGGAGACAGUGCAUUAGGAGUGGUAAGGCACUUUGCAGUGGUGGAAAAAGUACCCAAUUUGUCAUACUUGAGUAAAAGUAAAGAUAACUUAAUAGAAAAUGACUCCAGUAAAGGUGAGUCACCCAGUAAAAUACUACUUGAGGAAAAGUAUCAAAAGUGAAUGUAAUUGCUAAAAUAUACUUAAGUACAGUGGGGGAAAAAAGUAUUUAGUCAGCCACCAAUUGUGCAAGUUCUCCCACUUAAAAAGAUGAGAGAGGCCUGUAAUUUUCAUCAUAGGUACACGUCAACUAUGACAGACAAAUUGAGAAAGAAAAUUCCAGAAAAUCACAUUGUAGGAUUUUUAAUGAAUUUAUUUGCAAAUUAUGGUGGAAAAUAAGUAUUUGGUCACCUACAAACAAGCAAGAUUUCUGGCUCUCACAGACCUGUAACUUCUUCUUUAAGAGGCUCCUCUGUCCUCCACUCGUUACCUCUAUUAAUGGUACCUGUUUGAACUUGUUAUCAGUAUAAAAGACACCUGUCCACAACAACAAAGUAUUGAGAAACUUUUGAUAUUGACCAAAUACUUAUUUUCCACCAUAAUUUGCAAAUAAAUUCAUAAAAAAUCCUACAAUGUGAUUUUCUGGAUUUUUUUUCUUCUCAUUUUGUCUGUCAUAGUUGAUGUGUACCUAUGAUGAAAAUUACAGGCCUCUCUCAUCUUUUUAAGUGGGAGAACUUGCACGAUUGGUGGCUGACUAAAUACUUUUUUUUCCCCACUGUACAAAGUAAAAGUUUAAAUCAUUUAAAUUCCUGUGGUCCUCUGUAGCUCAAUUGGUAGAGCAUGGCGCUUGUAACGCCAGGGUAGUGGGUUCGAUCCCCGGGACCACCCAUACGUAAAAAUGUAUGCACACAUGACUGUAAGUCGCUUUGGAUAAAAGCGUCUGCUAAAUGGCUUAUUAUUAUUAUAUUAAGCAAACCAGACGGCACCAUUUGUUUGGUAUUUUUUGUUUUAUUUUUUAUUUACGGAUAGCCAGGGGCACACUCCAACACUCCGACAUAAUUUACAAACAAAGCACGAGGAACCUUAUCUUGAUAAGUGGAUGAAUUGGAACAUUUUCCUGUCCUGCUAAGCAUUCAAAAUGUAACAAGUACUUUUGGGUGUCAGGAAAACAUUUUGGGGGGUGGGAUGUAGUGAAGUAAAAGAUACCCCAAAAAACAACUUAAGUAGUAUAUAUAUUUUUUUUAUGAAGUACAUUUCACCACUGGCACUUUGUCAAAGGAACCUACCAGGUAAAAUGUCUCAUACAGUUAGUACUCUGUAUUCCCCUCUGGGGAUCAAUACAGUUCAUGCAUUCAUUCAUAUCUACACUGACAUUGAUUUGGAUUUCUCUUUCUCCCGCAGUCUGUGAAGAAUCCCAAAUUUGUCUAUAGGCAUCUUCAGAGCCUCCUGGGCAAGAAGCAGGACAACCCACAGGUGACGGUCUAUCAGAAACGCUUCCCCGAGCACCAUCUGGGGAAAGAUGAGAGUCGGGGCACAGUUCUCUUUAGAAACUCAGAGUAAGUCUUAUCCGAUUUCCUCUCAUUGGUUCCCUUUGUCUUUCUGUUUAGCAGCAGAUGAUUGAGCCAAGUGAUUCGUUGUUGAAGUACUGUUGAAGAGUACUAAUAAUACUGAAGUCUAUGGGCCGUUAGCAAUGAGGGACAAAAUGCUGACUCAAGCACUUUUCAGUUAUUAGUGUACGACGUUCCUUUGCAUACUGCCUAAAUGGCACAUUACACAGCCUGUGACAAUGUCAUUGAUCCAGUAUGUCCUAUGCUGUAGAUGUGGAUAAGAGUGCUUGGUUCUAAUGUCCGCUCUCUGUUUUCCUACAGAGAAAUGCAGUACUCUCCAGAGGAGCUCCUGGGCAUGGUUUUGAACUAUUCACGUGGACUGGCUCAGGAUUUUGCAGGUUUGUAUGUUCACUACUAGUAUGGGGGAAAGGUUGUUUCUCAUUCAACAUUUGAUGUGUUGUACAAUUAUUUUGAGCAUAUUCUGAAGCCCCCCCCCCCCCCCCCCGACUGAAUGUGUUUUACUCUUGCUUACAGAGCAGCCCAUCAAAGAUGCAGUGAUCACCGUCCCGGCCUUUUUCAAUCAGGCAGAGCGCAGGGCGGUCCUGCAGGCCGCGCAGAUGGCAGGUGUUAAGGUUCUUCAGCUCAUCAAUGACAACACGGCAGUGGCGCUCAACUACGGCGUCUUCAGGAGGAAAGACAUCAACAGCACAGCUCAGGUGCACUAGGCUGCUAUUACAUUUGUACGUUUUUUUUAAAAAUUGAACUAGGUUGGUCAAUUCAGAUCCAACUGGUAAGACUUUUUUAGCUUCAUAAGUUGCUUCGUGUGUCAGCAAAUUUGCUUAAGAUGAUGUUGCUUUCAACCUGUAACCUGUAAUUGCAUUAAAGUUGCUUUGUGUAACCCUAGUCUUAUAGUCAUCUUGCCUGUUGUCUCCCUCUACAGAACAUGAUGUUCUAUGACAUGGGUUCAGGCAGCACGACGGCAACCAUCGUCACGUACCAGACGGUCAAGACCAAAGAGUCGGGUACCCAGCCACAGCUCCAGAUCCGAGGAGUGGGGUGAGACAAACGGGCCUGUAUACACACACACAGACAGACAGAGGAUGUUGGGGAAAGCACACACCUUGACCUCUACUCUGAUCAGUAUGAAGUAAUCGUUUUUGUAUUUUCAAUGACUUAUGGUGGAGCUAUGACAAGCACAUUCCUCAAAUGUUCCUAACCUAGCAGAUGUUCUCCAUCUCUGGCCAGGUUUGACCGCUCUCUGGGGGGCUUUGAGAUGGAGCUGCGGCUGCGGGACCACCUAGCCAAGCUGUUCAACGAGCAGAAGAAGACCAAGAAGGACGUGAGGGAGAACCACCGUGCCAUGGCCAAGCUCCUCAAGGAGGCCCAGAGACUCAAGACUGUACUGAGCGCCAACGCUGAAUUCAUGGCACAGGUGAAGGGACCUCAUGCUGCACUGUCAGUGUCACUGUCACCCAUAGUGUUGUACUGUAGUUGUGUAAUACUGUACAUGUAAACUAAAUGUACUCACUCUUGCUGUAUGAUGUUCAGGUGGAGGGGCUUCUAGAUGAAAUUGAUUUCAAGGCCAAGGUGACCCGUGUGGAGUUUGAGGCACUGUGUGCUGACCUGUUUGAGAGAGUGCCUGGCCCAGUACAGGAGGCCCUUAGCUCUGCAGAGAUGUCCCUGGUGAGUCACCACAGUUCGUGUGUGUUCAUUAGUCACUAAAUGGAAGAAAAUGGACUGAAACAGGAAGGGACUCCCUUGAUUUGUCCAAUCAGAAAAGUUCAAUUUCCGUUGCAAAACGUUAAAAUUCCAUUGUGUGCCCUAAUGAACAUUUCUAUCUUAUUGAUCAAUCACUAACUAUCUACCUCUUGGGGGAAACUUUGACUUUUUAUGCAUAAACAAUGACGCAGACAAAAGUAUCAAUUGACCCACAAAAAGCCCCAGGAAAGUCGGCAGUAUCAAAAAGAUCACACUGUAGUUUCCCAAGCCCCUGGGUCUGUGGAAUGGCUAUGCUCCUUAGGAUAAUGUCUUCUCUUAAAAUCCUAUCACAAUUGCAUAGUAGAAUCCAUGGCUCCAGACUGCAACCAUUUAGUCGCAUUAUUCAACCCUUUGACUUGGCUGUGCCGGUUACAUUUUUAAUUGGUUGCACUGGUGUGAUCUGCACAUGGUCACCUCAAUCAAAACAUCCUCUUUUUUGGGGCGGAUAAAACCAUUAAUUUGUUCAACAGUAAAGGGCAUUAUCCUCAUGAUUCCUGUAAUAGAAGUGACUGUGCUGCCGCUGUGCCUGCCUGUUUCGCUGGGGCCGGCUGCUGUAACGAGCGAGCCUCUCAAACUUUCUCUCCCCCCUCGUGUGCCCCUUCGUGACUGUAUAACAUUUCAAAAUGCAAUUGCGUGGACAAAACACAACUUUGGAAGCAACUUGUUGUCCAUAUUAAAGAGAAGAGGGUCUCAGCUUUCUGUAGAAUAAUUGAUUCCUCAACAAUCAUUAUUGAGCUCAAAGCACACUGUUUUACAAUCAAGAUAUCUGAUAUGGCUUUGAAUUACGGAGCCCGCGAAAUUGCGCAUCGGCUAUCACGAGUGCACUAGUCCUCAUUACAGGACAUUACAUUUACUGUUGGAUGAAUACAUGGCUACUAGCAGUAGGUGUUAUAUUUAGAGUUCGAGAUCUAGCUAAUGUGUUUUUAGUUUCCACUUCCUCAGGUGGUGAAUUUAGGCCUAUAUAUAAUUUUGGUGCACAUAAAGAGGAAGGCAUUCAUCCCUAUUGAACCAAAAAAAUAUGAAAAUUCUGGCACCCUAUUUUGACAGUAAAAUAUAACAAAAAUAGCCUAAGUCAACCUAAAAUACAUGACAAUCACAGGAUUAGGUUGCAUAUCAAAAUAUUUAGAAUCAUGCGUUCCUGCUUGGACACGUUAGCUGUAACAACUUAUUUAUUUUUAUAUCUCAGUAGUCUAAUACACUUCUUAACCCAUUGUGAAUGAUUUUUAUAAUGUCUUUAUAAGAUGAUGACUCAAAUGUAUUCUAUUGUGUGACGCCUGCUGAAAAAGAUUGUUUAGGUUCCACCAAAUCGUGGGCUGGUGGCACCAACUAAAAAGUGCCACCAGGGGGGUUAAUGUUAGUCUGGAGCCCUGAGAAUCAAAAACUGUAGUAGAAUAGUUGAUGUCUGUGUGACUAAAAAGUUGCACUUUGAUAUAGGUUUGAUAUGAAAUUGCCUUUCUUGUGGUGGCAUGUUCAAUGGAACAAUAUCUUAACUCUGACAUGUUUCAGCAUGUCAAGCCUUCUUCAGGGAUUGAUACAGAGAUUGAACCAACACAAAUGUGUUAUGUUAAUGUUUGUUUAUUUGUAAAUACUGUUUGUAUAUCUUCCAACAUUGUCUUCUAACAGGACGAGAUUGAGCAGGUGAUCCUGGUGGGCGGCUCCACCCGAGUGCCUAAGGUGCAGGAGGUGCUGCUCAAAGCCGUUGGGAAGUAAGUAUGUCAACAGGUUUUCACUCAACACGUCAAUACGUCUGUAUACUACAGGACAAACAAACAUGAGGGACUUAGAAUGAUCCCUAUUGUCCAGAGUUUUGGCUGAAAGGCGUUAUAUUAAAAACAAACCUCCAUAGACAAUGGAACACAAUAGAAGAAUAGAGUACUGUAAGUGUUUCACCCACAGAUACUAUCUAACUGAAGUAUCUACUACAGCGAUAGUAUGUAACUUACAUAUUGGCAAUGCUCCACCUGGGAUGAAAAGGCUUAAAGAGUUAAAUCCAAAAUUAAACUUUGACAGAUGUUUUCAGACCUGAAAAGCGGUCUAAUUUUGAGAAGAGUUCACCUCCUAAGGCGUACGCAACACGAUUUGACUGCUUUUGAAGUAUGAAAAUGUCUCUGGCCAACCUUGUUCUUGGAGUGAACUAUCACUUUGAAUAAACAAGACAUAUCUGCAUGACGUUGACCACACUGACUGUGUGUGUGUAUAUAGAGAGGAGCUGGGAAAGAACAUCAACGCAGACGAGGCUGCAGCCAUGGGUGCCGUGUACCAGGCCGCUGCCCUCAGCAAGGCCUUCAAAGUCAAACCCUUCCUGGUCAGGGAGGCAGCCGUUUUCCCAAUCCAGGUAACACAGCCCAUUCUUUAACAUUGAACCCCAACCCUUUUUUAAAUAAUUACAUUACCUUCCAGCCAUUCAUGUCUUUAGAGGAGACGAAACCCCAAAAGUUGUCUAAUGUCAAGAUAGGUCCACAUCCCACGCCAUCAGUUGUGUAAGUCCAGCUAUAUGCCUCAAACCAAAAUGAAUGGAAAAGCUAAGCACCACAACUGGAUAUCAUACGGUGCUCAUCUUUUCAUUCAUUUUGGAUUGUGGCAUACAGCUGGAUCUCUCUCUCACUCUCCAGGUGGAGUUCACCAGGGAGACGGAGGAUGAGGAUGGCUCCAGGAGCCUGAAACACAACAAGCGUAUCCUGUUCCAGAGGAUGGCCCCCUACCCCCAGCGCAAGGUCAUCACCUUCAACCGCUACACUGAUGACUUUGCCUUUGACAUCAACUACGGAGACCUCAGCUUCUUGGGCCAAAAUGACCUCAGGUGAGUGCCUCACCAAUAAAGAUGGGUUUAAUUGGUUGUAACUUAGGGUCGGUUUCCUGGACACAGAUUAAGUCUAAGCUUGGACUUAACCAUGCUCAAUGGAGAAUGUAGUUUUUCUUUUGCCCAGGACUUAUCUGUGUUUAAUCUGUGUCCAGGAAACUGGCACAUACAUACCCCAAUCUGUGUGAGACAACACGGCAAAACAGUAGAGAUUUAACGAUUCACUGAUGCGUAUUGGAAUCAGGUUUAAAUGUUUAAGAUACGAAUGCAUUUGUCCGCGGGAGCCCAAACCGAACCAAAAGUAGCAUGAAUUGGUCAGAAAAUCGAUUGUUUAAGCCUCGCUCAGUGCCUUCUGUAGUGGCGUGGCAGCCAGAGAAAGCACAGAGCGUAGGUGUCGUUGAUCUUCUCUGGUUGGAUCAGGGUGAAGUCAAUCACAACACUGCAGCACCUAUUGGAGGGCUCUCCCAAGGAAAAUAUACUAUACUGUAACAGCAUUACAGUUUGUCAUUGGCUAUAGAAUUGGCCUAAGGGGACAAAUCAAGUUUUGAAUUGUAACGGAAGUGACAUAAACAGCCAUAACGUACCUUAUGUUGCAUCUGAUUUUAAAUGUCCUCUUCGCUUUCUUUUCCUUCCUUUCCUCCGCCAGUGUGUUUGGGUCUCUCAACCUGACCACAGUGCAGCUGUCUGGGGUGAGCAGCAGCUUCCAGAAGCACAUGGACGCUGAGUCCAAGGGCAUCAAGGCCCACUUCAACAUGGACGAGAGUGGCAUGCUCCUCCUGGACCGGGUCAGUACCAUAGAAUUACUUAUAUAAUGUGAAUUAUAUGAUCUCUAUGGUCAGUGCACCCUUCUGAUACUUAUGGAGCUCCUCUCUGGAAGUACAAUAAAACCUCAGAGAUACAAAACGCAUCAGAUAUUUUAACUUUUUUAAAGAUGGUUGCAAAAUACAUGCAUUCCAUAUUUUCUUUAAAGGUUUGAGGCAUUUUGUAAGUACAUGUAAAUAGUUAAAAUUAUUUUUUUCAAAUGUAAAACCUACAUUCCCUUCGUGUUCGUAUUUCUGAGAUUUGUAAUACUUAUAUCUACCGACAUAAAGUGGCGCAGUGGUCUAGCUGUGCCACUAGAGAUCCUGGUUCGAAUCCAGGCUCUGUUCGUAGCCGGCCACGACCGGGAGACCCAUGCGACGGCGCACAAUUGUCCCAGCGUCGCCCCAAUUGGGAGGGAAUGGCCGGCAGGGAUGUAGCUCAGUUGGUAGAGCAUGGCGUUUGCAACGCCAGGGUUGUGGGUUCGAUUCCCACGGGGGGGCCAGUAUGAAAAAAAUAUAUAUAAUGUAUGCACUCACUAACUGUAAGUCGCUCUGGAUAAGAGCGUCUGCUAAAUGACUAAACAUUUUUUUUUGGACAUUACAUUUUGCACUAUUGAUUUGGGGUAAUCGAUGCUAACAUUAGCCUGUGGUGGUUUUAGCUAUGCAAGCCUCAUUGUAGGUUAGGAUGUGUUGACUCUUGGUCCAUACACAAGGUUAGAAAGCAAUAAACAUUUGGGUGACUUAUCGCUUUAACUAAUAGUUGUUUUCUUUAGGUGGAGUCUGUCUUUGAGACCAUUAUGGAGGAGAAGGAUGAGGAGUCAACUCUGACAAGUGGGUUUUAUGCUGACAUCGUAAUCAAUUUACAUCUUGUUUCCCCCCUCAUUAGUCAUAAUCAUAGUCUCUUCCAUGUCUGAAUUCUGGCUCUUUUGACUUGUCAGAACUGGGAAAUACCAUUUCCAGCCUGUUUGGAGGGGGAUCCUCAGAGUCCAACGCAAAUGUGACGGAACCAGUUCAGGUAAUCCUCUCCUCAGUCCCCAUCCUAAUGUAAGAUGCUUCUGAGUUCCUCUCCUUAACACUAGUUCAUGGCUGUCUAACUCUCCCUGCCUCUCCCCUAUUGUUUCUGUGUCCAGGAUGAGGAGGAGGUUCAUCCGGAGACUGGGAAGGAGCAGGGCCAGAAGGAGGAGGCUGCUCCCCAGGAAGAGAAGCUGGAGCCUGGGGAGAAACAGGAGGAGGAGGUCCCAACCCAAGAGAAGACUGAGGGAGAGGCAUUGGACAGCAAGGCUGACCCUCAGGUAAGCGCUUGGCUCAGUUGGAUUCCACAUGAAUACCCGGGACGCUCAGCCCUGGGGUGUAUUCAGUGCUUUCGUGUUUAAUGAACAUUACAAAAUGUUAAGUGUUGAAUGGAAUGUUUGGUUACAGACUGUUGUCAGUAAAGCAUAUACAGUACCAGUCAAGUUUGGACACACCUACUCAUUCAAGGGUUUUUCUUAAUUUUUACUAUUUUCUACGUUGUAGAAUAAUAGUGAAGACGUCACUAUAUGAAAUAACACAUGGAAUCAUGUAGUAACCAAAAAAGUGUUAAACAAAUCAAAAUAUAUUUGAGAUUCUUCAAAGUAGCCACCCUUUGCCUUGAUGACAGCUUUGCACACUCUUUGCAGGAUGAAAAGGAAGGAGAAAAUAAUGGAAAAGAGGAAGCGGCAGAGGAAGCGGCAGGGGAAGCGGCAGGGGAAGCGGCGAAGGAGCCUCAGAAGAAAGCCAAGCCUCAGAAGAAAACCAAGUUCUCUGAGGAUGUCACAGUGGAGCUCCAAGUGAACGACAUCCUUAACCCUAGCUUGGAAGCUAUCGCCUCCUCAAACAAGAAGUAUGUCGCUCUAUCUUUCCUUCUGACAUUUUAGGAGACUUCAAAUGUGCAGGGUGGGGAAGUUGAACAUAGAUUUUUCAAUCUAUAAUGAUAUUAAUGUAGCGUCCUGACUUAGUACAAUACCUAGCGACUUCGCCAAAGGUUUUGGAUCUCUUGGUGUAAUGGCUAAGUUGUUUGACUGACAGACGCAUAGACCCAGGUUCGAGUCCCGGCAACCUCCAAAUUCGCUGCAAUAAUGUUUUUGAUUUCUUCCUGACAGGCUCCAAGACCUGACUGAUAGAGACCUGGAGAAGCAAGAGAGGGAGAAGACCCUGAACAGUCUCGAGGCAUUCAUUUUUGAGACCCAGGUUAGAACAGCAUCUUUACAGUACAACACCAAUAGGUGUGUGUGUGUAUAUAUAGCCUACAUCUUGCAGCUGUCUAAUCCCUUUUUCCUCUCCUUCCUCCUAAGGACAAGAUGUACCAGGAAGAGUACCAGGCGGUGGUGUCAGAGGAGGAGAAGGAGGCCAUCACGACCAAGCUGAGCGAGGCGUCGGCCUGGAUGGAUGAGGAUGGCUACUCUGCAGUCACCAAGGAGCUGCGGGAGAAGCUGCAGGAGCUCAAGAAACUGUGCAAGGCCAUGUUCUUCCGUGUGGAGGAGCGCAGGAAGUGGCCCGACCGCCUGGCCGCCCUGGAGAGCAUGCUCAACCACUCCAGCUUCUUCCUCAGGUGGGUCCCGACAGCUCCGGUACAGCUCUAGGAUCAGCUUCCCCAAUCCUAACCCUAACCAUUAGUAAGGGAAAAUGCUAAACUGAUUUUACCAGUCAAGUUGACUGGGAUAAUAUAAUAUUUUACAGCAACGACCUGGGGAAGAGUUAUAGGGGGAGGAGAUGGGAUGAAUGAGCCAAUUGGAAGCUGGAGAUGAUUAGAGCCAGAUUAGUCAUUUAGCCAGGACACCGGGGUUAACACCCCUACUCUUACGAUAAGUGCCAUGGGAUCUUGGAUCUUUAGUGACCACAGAGAAUCAGGACACCAGUUUUAACAUCCUAUCCUAAAGAUGGCACCCUAUGCAGGGAAAGGUCCCCUUCAAGGCCCUGGGGCAGUGGGAUCUCCUUAGACCCCCCCCCCCCCGGGCCUCUAACGCCAUUUCCAGCAGCAUCUGGUCUCCCAUCUAGGGAGCGACCAGAACCGACCCUGCUUAGCUUCAGCGGUGAACAUUUUAGAGCUGAAUCAUGAGAUUUACAAUGCAUCCAUUUGACAUGGAUCUUCUGUGUUUUUUUUUCCUCAAGGAGCGCCAAACUAAUACCAGAGGACGACCAAAUCUUCACCGAAGUGGAGCUGAAGACGUUAGACAAAGUCAUCAACGAGACCACUGUAUGUAGUGAUUAUUCAUAAACUCCUAUUUGUUUUACUCAUUGAUGCAUUUGUCAAUGAUGUUAUUUUUGAUGGACCAUUACCUCAGGAAUUCAAAAUUACUCAAAUAUGAGACGACGUGGUUCACAUGGUUGGUUGUCGUGGUUCACAUGGUUGGUUGUCCCUCGUUUGUCAUCAACGUGGAACAAAGAAACAUCAACCUUUUUAUUAUUUGUUCAUUUUUAACCCCCAACACCUCACCCUCCUCUCCUCCACAGACGUGGAAGAACGACACUGUGGCCGAGCAGGAGAAGCGUUCUCCCACGGAGCGGCCUGUGCUGCUGUCCAAAGACAUUGAGUCCAAGCUGUCUCUGCUGGACCGCGAGGUCAACUACCUGCUGAACAAGGCCAAGUUUGCCAAGCCCAGGGCCAAGCCCAAGGCCAAGAACAACAGCACCACCUCGGAGAGCAACAGCAAGGCCAACAGCAGCAAAACAGAGGAGAAAGUCAUACCUCCCAAGGAGGAGGAGACUAAAGACAAAGGUGAGAGAGAGGGGGAAAACACAUUUCUGUUAUGAUACAUAUGAUAUCUAUAUAUUAGGGUCAUGUUCAAUAGGCCACACCUUAGCAAAACACUUUGAAACAGAAAAUCAUGUCAUUUGCAAAGGAAGUGCUUCACAUGACGCGUGCAAUAACUUGUCAAAGAUCCCUUUUAGACAAAAAUGUAAUCACCAAUCAAAGACCCCUCUUUUCGUUGGUGGGAUUUGUUUUCAUUUGACAGAAGCAACUGAGGAGGUGCGGCCAGGAGAGGAACCGCCCACCAUAGAGCCCACUGGACAGAACACAGACUCGUCCAGCCAAUCACAGCCUAAAGAUGAAACUGCAAGUACAGGUAUGUCUGCCAAAGCAACUAUCCUUUUGCAUGUGCGAAUUGGCACCCAGUUGUCUUACAAUUUCUCGCUACACAAGGGGGCAUCUGAUGGAAAGGAAUAGAAUUUGGCAGUCCAUUCAAGGUGGAGCAACCAUGAAAAGGUUUUAUACCAUCAAAGUCAUAUGCUGUGCUGUUAUAUACUUGAGUAUAAUAUUUUAUUCCUCCUUUCCAUUUUCAGAAUCAGCGGAGAAAGACCAGUCAGAAAACCAUGUCGGGGAUGAGUUAUAACAGCUGGAACUGAAGAUAUCUCAUUGUAUUUAUUGACAAUGUUUAAUUGUUCAAGUUUCCGCCUCCAUUUUUUGGGGGGAGUUUUGUUUUUCCACCCUUUUUAUGUUGAAAACCAGAAAGACAUUGGAUCAGCUCAGACACCUUGAACUCUUUUAUUCCCUCUUCCUUUCUCACUUUCUGUUGAUCUUCAUCCCCUCAGCCACUAUACAUCUCUCCUCUCACUGACAUGGUGAGCAAGGAACACUUACGAAGUCUGGAAUAACCAGUAAAGGAACUGAACCCAAGACCUCAAAUUUCUGUUCUACUAUUCUGCCCUUAAGGUUUAGGCAUACCUUCCCGCAUGCAAACAACCUUAUUUGAACAACUGUAUAAUUGCUACUGCAUAGAACAGAACAAGUACCUGAUACAAAAUGUUUUGUUUUGGAAGGACCAAUAAUAUCAGGACUCAAUGUUUCCUCCACUGCAAAAUUCAGCUUUCGUCUCAUUCUGUGAUCAAAAAAGGUUGUGACUUUUCCUCUCAAGCACGGUUGUCCUCAAAUAUCUUCUGUGUUUUCUCCGGGCAAAUCUUGCUUUCAUUAACUUUUAGUGGGUUUUCUGUCUGUGUGUGUGUUCUUCAGAAAGAUCUCAUUGGGAUGGAACUAGCUAAUGUAUGCUCCUCUUUGCAAGUGGAAUGGUGUAUUUUAGUUGUCUUUGAAUAUUGAAUUCCCCGCUUAAUGCCUUGUAUUGUCGCUGAGAAAAUGCAAAAACAAGAAAUUGUCAUCAGAAUAUGAUUGACAUUGACAACCAUCCGCUAAGUGUGUUCAUAGGUGUAAAAUCCAUAUUUUACACCUCCAUGUUCUAAUUAGCAUUGUUCUUUCUGAAAAUUCAUCACUGACUUAUUAGCAUGAGGGAAAAAAACAUGUUACGUUGAAUGACGUCUGUCUUUUGGUAUGCAAUACUUAUGUGCAGUUUCAUCUCUAUAAAUUGUACUCAAUACAGAUGGUGAAUGAAGUAAGUUCACUGAACUAAGGGGCUGCCAUGGGCUGUGUUCAAUAGAUGGAAAACAUUGUUGUAAUGGAGUGAAAUUGCACAUAUGAACAUAUUUUGUUGCAUAAAGUUUUGCUACGAUGUACCCUACUGAACACUACCCUGGUGUUUGUAUGGAUGCCAGUAUGAAUUUGAGGACUGCUCGACUGUGUUGCACUGCCUGAAAAAUAAGCAGAUAAUGUUGUCCAUGUUUCAAGCUGCUUGGAGCUCUAGCAGAGGAGUCCUACUGGGCACACACUGGUUGA